Molecule: messenger RNA, 1765 nt
Organism: Haliotis rufescens (red abalone)
Lineage: Eukaryota; Metazoa; Mollusca; Gastropoda; Lepetellida; Haliotidae
Exons: 6
Coding region: 109-1380 (423 amino acids)
Source: RefSeq, a predicted model, not a curated record
UUUUCCUCCUGAAGUUAGUUCCGUGUUUCUCGCACUGGUCACAGUUCACGUACGUGACAUCUUCGAGGAAACAUCGCCAUCACACACUCAGCUGCUGUCCUCAGAAACAUGAUGACCCCAACCCUUAACAUCCUUCUGAGUGUCGCUGCCAUCUACUUCGUUCAGCGUAUAACCGCAAUUCCAUGUCCCCAAGUGGCUAUCUGGGAGUCACAUUAUUCUAUGGUUGGAUACCAUAAGAAUCUAUCUGGAUUUGUAUGGGUUCAUCCCAGAGACAACCAAUUUGUCGUGACAUGCAACCCCGUCUGUAGUGGAACUUCAACCUACAGCGCUACUUACAAUGAAACACAGUCUACCCUGACUAUUGACAGAAUCUCAGUGUAUGAUUCCGGGUUUUGGCGGAUCAAAGACGCAAAUGUAAACAUAUAUACUGAUAUAUGUAAUCUGACGACAGCAAAUCUGCCUACUUGCAACAUUAGCAGUGAUCUGGAUCCACUUUCCCUGGAACUCGGGACAGACCUCUCUAUAACAGUGAACAUCAAGAACUACUCCUGUUCGGACCAAGCCGGGUUUGACCUUACCACUGGUGACGUCACCGAGACGUUGCUGCGAAAUGAUAAAGCUGCACUCAACACAAAUGAGGUCCUAUACAGCACCGUGAACGUUACAUUGACACGGCUCGGGGACGUCCGGCUCAACUUCACCUGCCUCGACACCAGCUGGGAGCUUGACUGUGGUGGAGUAAGACAGUUGUUAAAGAGCCCGCCAUCAUGCAACAUCAGCAGCGAUGUAGAAACGGACGACCUUGACCUUGGUACAGAGGUGACCCUCUCAGUGGAUAUCAGGAACUACUACUGCUCCAACCAGGCGGAGUUCAACCUCACCACCGGCAGCGCCAAGGAGGUGCUGCUAGCUAGGCAUGGCGUGGAGGACAUUUCAAGCGCCUUCCCAAACACAACUUUCAACGCCACAGAUGAGAGAUUCGGAAAAGUUCUUGUCAAGUUUUCCUGUGAUAACUACAACGAGGACCUGAUCUGUGGCGGCGUCAAGGAACUUGUUAAAAAUACAUCCAGCCUAACCGACACAACCACAACAGCUGGAAGCCCUGCCCAAGACCCUGAUGUUCCUGUAGCCCUCAUUGCUGGUGUCUGUGCUGGUGUGCUUGUGCUGGUCGUCAUCGUGGUCGUCGUUGUACUGAACCGCCGGAAAAUCACAGCUGUUGCCAGAAAGUACAUAGUCACCCGAAAGACACAACAUAGUCAGUUUGAGGACGGACUGGAGAGCUCCACAAGUGAACCAACCCUUGACAUAAAAGAUAAUGUGGCUUUCGAUGAAAUCAAGCUAGACAAUGUUGAAAAGGUUGCAGACAGCGAACAUGAAUGAUGACACAUAACGUUCCCAUAUUCUUAUAACAAGGGUCUUCAGCAACCCAUGCUUGCCUUAAAGGACGACAAUGCUUGUCGUAAGAGGCGACUAACGGGAUCGGGUGGUCAGGCUCGCUGACUUGGUCGAUACAUGUCAUAUCGAUCCCAUACUGCGUGGAUCGAUGCUCAUGAUGUCAAUCACUGGAUUAUCUGGUCCAGACUCGAUUAUUUACAGACCGCCGUCAUAUAGCUGGAAUAUUGCUGAGUUCGGCUUUAAACAACAACUAACCUAACCUAACCUAUAAUACGGGAGAAAUUGUCAGUUUGUAUUUUUGUUAGUUUGAGAGAGAGAAAGAAAGAGAGAGAUAGAUAGAGAGAGAGAGAGAGAUAGAUAGAGAUAGAGA